GCCAAGGAGGCUGUCGUUACCUCGGCGGUCGCAUCCUGGAGGGAGUCGUGUCGGCUCGUCCCAGGCUCCCAAAUCCCCCUUUUGCUCCACAGGGUAGUGCGGGUGCGCUACCAACCUCGCCGAUCACUCGCCGCUUGCUCUGCAGACCCUGCCUCCUACAUCAUGUGCGGUAUAUUUGCUUACUUAAACUACCAUGUCCCUCGUACAAGACGAGAAAUUUUGGAGACACUAAUCAGAGGCCUUCAGAGAUUGGAGUACAGAGGAUAUGAUUCUGCUGGUGUGGGAUUUGACGGCGGUAAUGACAAAGAUUGGGAAGCCAAUGCCUGCAAAAUCCAGCUCAUUAAGAAGAAAGGGAAAGUUAAGGCUCUGGAUGAAGAAGUCCACAAACAACAGGAUAUGGAUUUGGACAUAGAAUUUGAUGUACACCUUGGAAUAGCUCAUACUCGUUGGGCAACACAUGGAGAACCCAAUCCUGUAAAUAGCCAUCCCCAGCGCUCUGAUAAAAAUAAUGAAUUUAUUGUCAUUCACAAUGGAAUUAUCACCAACUAUAAAGACUUGAAAAAGUUUUUGGAAAGCAAGGGCUAUGACUUUGAAUCUGAAACAGACACAGAAACAAUUGCCAAGCUGGUUAAGUAUAUGUAUGACAAUCGGGAAAGUCAAGACACCAGUUUUACUACUUUAGUGGAGAGAGUUAUCCAACAACUGGAAGGUGCUUUUGCACUUGUAUUUAAAAGUGUUCAUUUUCCUGGCCAAGCUGUUGGCACAAGACGAGGUAGCCCUCUGUUGAUUGGUGUGCGAAGUGAACAUAAACUCUCUACUGAUCACAUUCCAAUACUCUACAGAACAGCUAGGACUCAAAUUGGAUCAAAAUUCACACGGUGGGGAUCACAGGGAGAAAGAGGGAAAGACAAGAAAGGAAGCUGUAAUCUCUCUCGGGUGGACAGUACAACUUGCCUUUUCCCUGUUGAAGAAAAAGCUGUGGAAUAUUACUUUGCUUCUGAUGCAAGUGCUGUCAUAGAACACACCAAUCGAGUUAUCUUUCUCGAAGAUGAUGAUGUCGCAGCAGUGGUGGACGGCCGUCUGUCUAUCCAUCGAAUUAAACGAACUGCAGGAGAUCAUCCUGGACGAGCUGUGCAAACUCUCCAGAUGGAACUCCAGCAGAUCAUGAAGGGCAACUUCAGUUCAUUUAUGCAGAAGGAAAUUUUUGAACAGCCAGAGUCAGUUGUAAACACCAUGAGAGGAAGAGUCAACUUUGAUGACUAUACUGUGAAUUUGGGUGGCUUGAAGGAUCACAUUAAAGAGAUUCAGAGGUGUCGGCGUUUGAUUCUUAUUGCUUGUGGAACAAGUUAUCAUGCUGGUGUAGCAACACGUCAAGUUCUUGAAGAGCUGACUGAGUUGCCUGUUAUGGUGGAGCUAGCCAGUGAUUUCCUGGAUAGAAACACACCAGUCUUUCGAGAUGAUGUUUGUUUUUUCAUCAGUCAGUCAGGGGAGACAGCAGAUACCCUGAUGGGUCUUCGGUACUGUAAAGAAAGAGGAGCGCUAACUGUGGGGAUCACCAACACAGUUGGUAGCUCCAUAUCACGGGAAACAGACUGUGGAGUUCACAUUAAUGCUGGGCCUGAGAUUGGUGUGGCCAGCACAAAGGCUUAUACCAGCCAGUUUGUGUCCCUUGUGAUGUUUGCUCUUAUGAUGUGUGAUGAUAGAAUCUCUAUGCAAGAGAGACGUAAAGAGAUCAUGCUUGGAUUGAAGCGGUUGCCUGAUUUGAUUAAGGAAGUACUGAGCAUGGAUGAUGAAAUUCAGAAAUUGGCAACGGAACUUUAUCAUCAGAAAUCAGUCUUGAUAAUGGGACGUGGCUAUCAUUAUGCUACUUGUCUUGAAGGAGCUUUGAAAAUCAAAGAAAUCACUUACAUGCACUCUGAAGGCAUUCUUGCUGGUGAAUUAAAGCAUGGCCCCCUGGCUUUAGUGGAUAAGUUGAUGCCAGUUAUCAUGAUCAUCAUGAGAGAUCACACUUAUGCCAAGUGUCAGAAUGCUUUUCAGCAGGUGAUUGCUCGGCAGGGCCGCCCAGUGGUGAUUUGUGAUAAGGAAGAUACUGAGACCAUUAAGAACACCAAAAGAACAAUCAAAGUGCCCCAUUCAGUGGACUGCUUGCAGGGCAUUCUCAGUGUGAUUCCCUUACAGCUACUGGCUUUCCAUCUUGCUGUGCUGAGAGGAUAUGAUGUUGAUUUCCCCCGGAAUCUUGCCAAAUCUGUAACUGUAGAAUAAGGAGCAUCUGGGCGACUAAGCAACACAAGACACUUUUGUAUUUAAAAAACUUGAUUUAAAAUAUCACCCUUCUAAGCCUUUUUAAAGCAAAUCCUUAUUUAUAUAUCAGUUAUAAUUAUUCCACUCAAUUUGUGAUUUUUGUGAAAUUACCUCAUAUUUUUCCAGUAAUUUGUGGGGGACUUUGAAUAGUAUAACCUAUAUUGCAGUUGGUAUCAGAAGUGAGAUUUAGGUUUCAUUUCCUUUACGGUACACUGGGUGUUGAAUUUCUGCUCCCCUCCCCAAUCUGAGAGCAUUGUAUGUUUUUAAAAUAACUAGUAUUUGUUUUACCAUGCUUCUGUUCAUUCACACUAAUGAAAGAGUAAUGCAUUUAAUUGGAAUAUCUAAAACCAAUAAUACUUGAACAUUUCAUUAAGACUUUCCUAAGUUACAUAAAAAGAGAAUAUGCCAUGGUGACUUUGAAAUUUGUGUUUUGUUUUUCAAUGAAAAUUGAAAACUUAAAAAUUAAAACUCUUUCCUGAUGAGAUUUAUAAGUAAUUUAGGUUAACCUUAGUUUAUCAAACUAUUUCCUGUUAUCUGUAGAUUGAGGUAACAUAGGAAGCUAAAUAGUAUAGAAAGCAUUGGUUUUCUCCAACUCUCAGCAGAAUCUGUUUGCACAAUUUCAUAGCACAAACUUGAACUUUGAGCUGCUUUGAACAACUGAUACUGUGAUUUUAAAUUCGAAGAUGGGAUGUAUACAUGUUGGAUAUCCUAUUCCUUUUUUUAGCUCCUUAAAGUGGUUUCUAAUUCCUUAUAUCUGUAGUUUUUUUUUUUUUAGUGACUUCUGAAUGACUUUUAUCUUGUUCUUUGAAAUUACCACACAAAAUUGCUAUCAGAUGUUUCAAAUUAAAUUAAUAUUGAUAUAUUCAGAAGUCUCUUCAACUUCUGUCUCAAGGAAGAAUUUCCCGCAGUUAAUUUUAACCUCUUUUCAUUGCCUUUUUGUAUAAAACUAGUAUCUUCAUGCUAGUUUGGAAGCUCUUUAGCAUUCUUUAGAAUACUUGCAAUCUUUUGAAUAAUUAUUUGAUUCUAAAAGUGUAUAAUGAGUAAGCUUAGAAAAAGUAAUGUGCUAAAUGCUGAUAAUAGUGACGGAUUGACUCAAACUUAGUAUUACUUCGUAGGUAUUUUUCUUUGUUUUUUCUGUGUCCUAUCCCUGAAAUAUAUUUAGGGAUAAAGAAGAUCUAUAAGUAAAGUACUGUUGAGAUGCCGUUAGUUGGUUAAUGUCAGAAAUUGAAAUUUACAAUUUAGACUAAAAUAUUUAAAAUAGAAUUUUUGACACCUAAAAAGUUGUAACAGUUUCUUCAUUUUUUUUUUUUUUUUUUACCAAGACUUGAGGGUUAUAGGACAUGUUUAUGUUUUGGUUAAGUCCCCGUUUAAAAGUUUAAUUUUAAAAUUGUGAAGGUAAAUUAGCAUCAUUUAUUAAGCAAAAUCUUCCUUUUCUCUGUGUUUGAACUUCUUGACAAGGUGAAAAUUCACUGAUAGCUAUUGCUGCACCUGAGAAUGUAAUUCUACUUGUGAAUUAGGGCUAGGGAAAGGAUUGGCAUAUUUGGAGGCAAUUUGGAAGGACUCAUAGAUGGAGACUAAAAACAUUUUACGAACCGACAUAUCUAUACAUGUUGCCACUAUAUGUUUUUUUUAAGAUUGGUUUGUGUAGAUCUAGUUUCUAUGUUUGUAGACUGUCAUUUCUUAUGUUUAUAUUUUGUACACAUGAUUCGUGUGGGUUUAUAAGGUUUCUUAAUUGUUUAAAGUUUGAGUCAGUAUUCUUAGCGAAAAUUAAUAUGUGAAACCAAUCAGUUUUCGCAGUCUCUUUUUUCUCAUGUUAAAACACAUACACAGUUUAAGCAAUGUUAAAGUCCUAAAUCAUAUAUUAAAAGCCAAUAUUAAAAACAAGGAGUGAUAUUUUCCAAACAUGGCUUCCCCUCCCCAUCACACUUGAUGUAGUGAUUUUUAAAUGCUUCUACAAAUUAAUUAUGAAAAAAAGAUUUUGUAAUGAAGCAUAGCCAUUAUUAAGUUUACAUGCCCAUGUUAAAAAAAAUGUAAUUCAGGAUAAGAAUAUAUGAUUUUUUUUAAUGAAGUAUAGUCUACAUAAAUUCUUUAUGUAAAAACUUUUUUGUAGUUUUAACAUUUAAAUGAACUCUCACAUAACUUCCCUAUCAGAGUCUAUGAUCCCUUUUUAAAAGGCUGGAGGGUUAUAUGUGGUAUCUAACACAUGAAUCCGUAAUAGAGUCAGUCAGCUUUUCUGAUUUUAUUUUUUGUAUUUUUAAAAAAUCUAUGCUGUAGGAAUAAAUGGGAAGAGAAAAACUAA
This is a messenger RNA of Condylura cristata (star-nosed mole), 4600 nucleotides long. It is a transcript of the gene GFPT1, whose product is annotated as glutamine--fructose-6-phosphate transaminase 1. The coding region runs from base 163 to 2262 and encodes 699 amino acids. Gene Ontology annotation, molecular function: carbohydrate derivative binding; L-glutamine:D-fructose-6-phosphate transaminase (isomerizing) activity. The record is from RefSeq and is a predicted model, not a curated record. NCBI's taxonomy places the organism in Eukaryota, Metazoa, Chordata, Mammalia, Eulipotyphla, Talpidae. The transcript is spliced from 21 exons. Gene Ontology annotation, biological process: fructose 6-phosphate metabolic process; carbohydrate derivative biosynthetic process; protein N-linked glycosylation.